AUGUCACCGGUGACGUCACCCGGCGGAGGCUUGGCUGUUAGUCGAUCGUCUCCAGAUAAGAAUUUAAUUAUGGGGGAGACUGUCGCAGAAACUUCACAAUGUCGUGUAGAAGGAGCUUUCACAACAGAACCUAAAACCGAUUGUCUACGAGCAAGAGGUUGGGAUCAGGAACGAUCACGAAAGCAAGUUCAUAUUAACCAGCCGAUAGUUGCGACCGUUCAUGGGGAUGGGAAUAUAACCAAUAUAGGGGAUGGCAACGGCGGAACAAUUGUGUCUAGCAAAAGAGAUAAAGAGGAGGAAGAUGAACGAAAUCAAACAAAGCGAGUUAGAUUUCAUGAAGAAAAGCCUCCAUUAAAAAAGAAAUCUAAAUCAGGAAAAAAAGUCAGUGAUACACUAACUGACGGUACAAAGAUUACGAAGCCAUCUCCUAUAAAUUAUGCACAAACGGAUGAAGAUGAUGAAACCGCGACGAAGACGAGGAAGCUUUGCGACUCGCUUGAUGUUGCCCUUUCCAACUCAAAAGUUUGGGCUUUGCCUUCGGGAAAGAACGUCGGUGACAUCUAUUCCGAAAAAAUAUCCGAAAACGCACGCACAGUAAAAAAUAAGAAACGACUAACGGCAAUCGAAAAGGCUAUAUUGCGAUAUGGUGCGUCAAGGAUAAUCGAUUUAUCCGCUCACAUGAAAAAGUGGUUUUGCGAAAACGACAAAAAGUUCAAUAAGAAAGAUUACGAAUAUAUGUUGCGAGUUCCCGAAAUGACAAGCGAGGAGAGUUCAUUGUUCUAA
This is a messenger RNA of Funneliformis geosporum, 783 nucleotides long. The record is from the annotation of a GenBank genome assembly. Lineage: Eukaryota; Fungi; Glomeromycota; Glomeromycetes; Glomerales; Glomeraceae.